ACACUAGCGACCGCCCCCAUAGCUGUGUGGCGGAGGCUUAAAUUCAGCUCUUCUUCUUCUUCUUCAAUCUUUCACAAUCAUCUCCUUCUCCCCAAAAAAUGUCGAACCUCAGUCUGCUCCGUAAGGCAUUGGAUCCAACUUCAUUUCUCGAUCGGCGACGGCAAAUCAUCGCCUUCCUCUGUUUUUCCGCCAAUCUCCAAGUUCUUCUCCACGGAAGGGGAACGACCCCGACCUGAAUCGUCCGCCGAACCUUUUCUCUAUACAUCUAAAACAACAGGUUCGGUGUAUGGAAAAUUGUAUGGUAUUAUCACAAGCAAUACUCUAAGAACGGACAUGGUCAAAUUGCUUGAAGGAUGUAAUUUGAGUGUGGAUGAUGUCAAAGUUGAAUACACUCGGAAUUUCCUGAUAACCUCUAUAAUGAUACGGUUCCCCUCCCAACAGGCGUAUACUAAUGCUUUUCGAGUAAUUGGAAAACAAGGUCGCUUGUACAGAUUGGAUCCGGUUGAUCGUUCGAAGUGGGACCUUCUUACACCUUACAAUGGAAAAACUGUUCUUCUGCAAGGAAUACCUCGAAAUGCAUUGGUAGAAGACGUGGAACGCUUCUUAUCUGGCUGUGACUAUGAUGCAGGCUCAAUCACUAUAUUCUUCAGGCACUCCCAUCAACAGAUUAUCAGAAUGGCAACAGUGAUAUUCCCUUCACCAACACAAGCAAUGCAUGCAUUUCUUACAAAGAACAAAGGCUUUUGUCUGAACAGCCAAAUUACGAUGCGGGUUCUCCAAUAACUAGUAACUCUUAUCGUCUUUAUUCUGACACUUUUUUUUGUUGGCUCAGUGGCUGGGCGUUUUGCGUUUUGUAGUAGUCUUAUGAGUUGACUUGCAUCUUCAUAUCGGAAGCCUCCAGUAGGUUAGCAAUCACAUGCACAUUCAAAUUGACCUGAAAUCUUUCUCUUUUCACAUAUUAACAGUUUGUUUUGUGCCAAAAAAUCUUCAUUUAUAAGGAAGGAUAUCUGGAUUUUGAAUUUAUAUGAAAAAAAUAAGGUUGUCCAAGUAA
Messenger RNA from Benincasa hispida (wax gourd), 1051 nucleotides. RefSeq names its product Ribosomal protein S24e family protein. NCBI's taxonomy places the organism in Eukaryota, Viridiplantae, Streptophyta, Magnoliopsida, Cucurbitales, Cucurbitaceae. The record is from RefSeq and is a predicted model, not a curated record. Gene Ontology annotation, molecular function: nucleic acid binding.